Messenger RNA from Actinia tenebrosa (Australian red waratah sea anemone), 3510 nucleotides. RefSeq lists its product as uncharacterized. Gene Ontology annotation, biological process: regulation of transcription by RNA polymerase II. Gene Ontology annotation, cellular component: nucleus. NCBI's taxonomy places the organism in Eukaryota, Metazoa, Cnidaria, Anthozoa, Actiniaria, Actiniidae. The record is from RefSeq and is a predicted model, not a curated record.
UUGUCAAGUGGUGCGGGGUGCCGUGAUGGAGUCGCAGGGGCAGCCAUGUUUGAAGGGGCUCCCUUCUACAGAACUAGGGGCACAAUCAUCCAACAACCAACAUGGUCAAAAUAAUACUGUUGAGCACCAACAGAAGAGAAAUAAUAAGCAUAGAUUAUCUAUUGACGAGCAUCUAUCUCCUCAAAGUAAAAAACAAAGAGAUGACAAUGAUAAAGAAUGCUUCCCAACUGCAUAUGUUGAUAGCAGUAAAACAUGUGAAGAAAAAAGUGAUAUCCCUGAGAUGGAUAAGAUGCCUGAAAAUGGGCCAGAUGAUAGCUCUAUUCCAGUCAGCCAUUAUACUGGUGRUGCUUCAGAAAGUCCAGGAAGACAAGUUAAUGGUAACCUUCAAGAUGUUUCAUCUUCUAUGUACUAUGAAUCUGAAGACAUAAGAAAACAAGAUGCUGGCUCACAAAGAAGUAAAACCAAGGACUUGAUUUCUGAAGAAAAAGCUAGUAAUACCUGCUUGAUAGAUAAAAGGGGUUUCCAUGGCAACAUUCCUGAAGAAAAAACAUGUGAUGUCGAAGGGGCUGUUAGUACAGAUGUCAAUGAAUUGUCCCAAAGUGAUAUUAARCCAUGUAAUAUACAAGUAUCAAAUGCAUCGAACCACUCAGAGGAAAUCCCUGGACCCAUUUCUUCCCUCAGCAGCUCGGAUGACCAAGAAAGCCAUGUCUAUAUCAUUAGCUCUCCUAUUGAUCAGCAUAUCCCAGCUGAAUUCCAUUCCCAACCAAACCCAGAUGAAAACUUGAAAAUCCAUGUGGACUAUGAUUAUGGGGAUAUUUCCGCUUCGCCUAAGGCUAUUGAAAGUUACAACUCAAGGGAACAACAACAAUCAGAACCAGAUCAAAGUAAAAGAAUACCAAUGAAACUUGAUUUAGAGCAUCUGCAGCUAAUGAAUGUGGGAACUGGUGGUGUGGAAUACAUGGAGGGCUUGCAGUCUAUAGUAUCUGUGAAAUCACCAAAUCCAAAUGAUACUUCAAAAAGUGAGCUGCAUACAUCAUCCCAAGAGACCCUCAUUGUCAGAAAUAAUGAACAAAAUACAAGCAGCAUUCAGGACAGUAUUCCCAUACAAGUGUAUCCACAGCCCAAAGGGAUCUCCUUGGUAACAAGUUCAGGUAUCCUAACUGCCGACAUCUCCACCUUCUCUACUCAAGUACCUGCAAUCUUGACAGAAGGUGAUGCCGAUGACACUGAAGCUGCAGUAAGCUUUGCAGAACAAUUUCAUGUUGUAACAACAAGUUCUGCUUUUACGGRCACCUCUCAGAUACAAGGACAGACAACCACUAAUGAAAUGCUUAGCGUCAUGAUGCCAUCRGGUGAUUUUACUAAGGGUGUCAUAUUGACACCAGAUCAACAGCAGGCAUUCUUAGGGGAUAUGAUAACAUCUGGAGUGGGACAAGGGCAAACGCUACAUAUAACCAUACCUCAAGUUGCUACGAUGACAAGACCUCUCAUUAAUACUACAGCUGCAGAAACUACUGGGGAGAGUAGCUGUCCCCAUGAAGAAUGCAGCAGGCGUUUCACCACAGCCUAUAACCUCAAGACUCACAUACGAACACACACCAGACCUAACACUAUAAUGUGUGACCAUGAAGGAUGYGAUAAGACUUUCCCUACAUUGCACAAGUUUCGUGUCCAUGAGAGAAAACACCAACAGGAAGAGAAGCCUUUCAAGUGUGAGAUCGACGGGUGCGGCAAAGAGUUCUCAGCAAUGGGACCACUGACGUCACAUUUGAAGAGCCACAGUGGAGAAAAACCUCAUGGKUGCCCUAUGGAAGGAUGCUGUAAGAGGUUUACCAAGGCUUCGAAGCUAAAGCUUCAUUUGCGAACACAUACAGGAGAAAGACCUUUUAGGUGUGACUUUGAGGGUUGUGGAUGGUCGUUCACGAGUGCAUACAAGCUCAAGAGGCACAUGCGUAAGCAUACCGGAGAACGUCCCUUCGUGUGUAUCUACGAGGGCUGUCACAAGUCGUUCACGCGGUCCAGUCAUCUAAAGACCCAUACGCUUGUACACACAGGAGAGAAGCCUUACGUCUGUCCCAUUGACGGAUGUAACAAAGCCUUUACUGCCGGAAGUAGUUUAAACGUGCACAUGCGCAAACAUACCGGUGAAAAGCCAUUCAAGUGCGAGGAAGAUGGAUGUAGCAAGGCGUACACCACGGCUUCUAACUUACGCACACACCAGAAGAGACAUGAGAAGUCAGCCAAGUUCCCAGAAGGAAGCAGCGAAGAUCACCCGAUGCCUGCAGACUUUGUGACCGUCAGCACCAUGAGCAGCGUUAGCAGCGCGGGCUCAUUAGUUGAUAACGAUAACGAAGUARCCUACACAGGCAUCCACACCUUCUCUUCCGAGGACUUUACGACUGAUGAUGUGACAUCACUUCCGGUUAGCGUUCACUUCCCCGCCGGAAGUCUUAGCGCUAUUGUAUCAAACAGAGGGAAUCCUCUGAGCUUCUSUACUGCAUGCUCAAGCUCAAACGAACACACUGAUGUAAAUGACGAAGAGGAUCAAGGUCUUCAGAAUGAUAUGAACUCUAAAGGGAUUACCACUGUUACUCUACCAGUAUCUGUSGACGCAAGCCAUAUCGACGUUGCUGAGUUCGUAGUACGUAAUAAUAAUUCUGAGCCCGCGCUCCACGGUCAAGAAGUCAGCAAACACUCCGACGUUGAAAAUUUGAAACACGACGGUGGYUUUGACUUGUCAAUCACAAGUAUGGUCAGUCAUUUGCGUUCUCAUGAAACCUCGCCRAACAGGAAACUGGUGUCUACUGAGGUGUUGACCGAGCAAAGUCCAACUUGUGAGAGACUGGUAAUAGAUAAUAAAUACGUCCCAAGCCACUCGCGGUCACUUGAGUUUCGUACUCCGAUGAACCCUGAAGAUCAGUUUAAACCACCGGCUGUGAUAUUCCAGGAUGACUGUAGUAAAUCAGGAUCAUCAGACACAGAAAGUGAAUCAUCCCAUCCCAACCCAGGCCUAAUGCAGAUCACCUUACCACAGGAAGUAAUCCAAGUCCACUUUCCUUCGACAUCCGACUCACCUCUCCCCCCAGACAAUGAUAACCCUAUAGACGUAGACGCCAACACCAGUCAUCACUUACAGUCCUAUGAAGGAACGACUUUAUCGAGCUUACAAGACCCUUCUAUUGGUAAACCACAAUUAUCACCGUAUAUGGAAGAACAGAGCUCACCCGAACCUGAUGAUAAUAACAUAGAUAAUUAUCCAGAAAGUACGAUAAAUCUACAAGAUCUUAGAUGACCAUGAUUCUAUUAGCAAACUAGAGUUAUCGUCGUAUAUGGAAGAACAGAGCUCACCCGAACCUGAUGAUAGUAGAAUAGAUAAAUAUCCAGAGAGUACGACAAAUCUGCAGGAUCUUAGAUGACCAUGAUUCUAUUAACAAACUAGAGUUAUUACCGUAUAUGAAAGAACAGAGCUCACCAAGACCUGAUGAUAAUAACAUAAAUAAUUAUCCAGAG